CUCGUCUACCUCUGCCGAAGGCCGAAGGUGUUUCAAAAAUGGUUUGUUGACGAAGAGUGACGUUUUUACCAGAGGAAAGAAGCGGGCGCGAAUGGUUUUGGGCUGACGGAAAUGUGGCCGCUACUGCUAGGCCUCUUGGGCUUCAUGGGGAUCUGGCCCACAGCCCUCAGCAUGGAUGCCCUCGAACGAAGCCAGCUCCGGGAAGAAGCGCGGGACAUGUUCUACCAUGCGUAUCGCGCAUAUAAGGAAAACGCAUACCCAGCUGAUGAGUUGAUGCCUUUGAGCUGCAAAGGCCGCUAUCGUGGUCAAGGUUCGUCUAGGGGUGACAUAGAUGAUUGUCUCGGAAACUUUUCACUAACCCUGGUUGACACACUGGACACGCUGGUCAUACUUGGUGACCUAGAAGAGUUUGAGCACGCAGUUUCUCUCAUCAUUAGAGACGUCUCUUUCGACACAGACAUAGUUGUCUCCGUCUUUGAGACAAACAUUCGGAUGCUUGGGGGCUUACUGUCUGCCCACAUAUUGGCAGAGUACUUGCAACAAAGAGCGGAAAUUAUGCCAUGGUACCGGGGCGAGCUGCUUCUGAUGGCAAAGGACCUCGGAUUCCGCCUCCUGCCAGCCUUUAACACCUCGACUGGCAUUCCACAUGCAAGGGUCAAUCUAAGGCACGGAUUGAAGUCACUUGAAAAGUCCACUGAAACUUGCACUGCUUGCGCAGGUACCAUGGUGCUCGAAAUGGCUGCGUUGUCCCGACUGUCAGGUGAGCCUAUAUUUGAAAAUAAGGCCCACCGAGCGAUGGAUGUGCUUUGGCAAAUGCGGCACCGCUCCUCCGACUUGAUGGGCACUGUGCUUAAUGUGCACUCUGGUGACUGGGUACGUCGCGACUCUGGUGUUGGUGCUGGCAUUGACUCUUACUAUGAAUACUGUCUGAAAGCAUAUGUCCUACUCGGCGAGGAGAAAUACCUUGGUCGCUUCAACCGUCACUAUGACGCAGUCAUGAAGUACAUCAGCCAAGGGCCAUUGUUGCUGGAUGUGCUUAUGCACAGGCCACACACAAAUUCACGGAACUUUAUGGAUGCGCUCCUUGCUUUCUGGCCUGGCCUGCAGGUGCUCAAGGGUGACAUCAAGCCAGCGGUUGAGACACAUGAAAUGCUUUACCAGAUUAUUCAACGGCACAACUUACUCCCUGAGGCGUUCACCACUGAUUUCCAAGUCCACUGGGGUCAACAUCCUCUCCGCCCAGAAUUCCUUGAAUCAACCUACUUCUUGUAUCGUGCCACACAAGACCCCUACUAUCUUCAAGUGGGAAAACAUGCGCUAAUGGCUCUCCAAAAAUAUUCUCGUGUACCAUGUGGAUACGCUGCAAUCAAAGAUGUCCGAACCACUGCCCACGAGGACCGUAUGGACAGCUUUGUGCUUGCAGAAACCUUAAAGUACCUGUACCUUUUGUUUACUGAGCCAUCCAAUCUUGUGCUAGACCUAGAUGAUUUUCUCUUUACCACUGAAGCACAUCUUCUCCCGCUCACUUUGGCCAAAAGUAGGAAUUCAUCUGUUUUUCUGAGUGGUACGUGUGAUGAAGAUCCUCGUAUUUGUCCGAGCACUCUGCAUCUUUUCCCAGAGUCAGUGCGUAAACCAUUGAAAAAUAUGGUCAAUGGAAUGUGCCCCCGGAGGUCGCACCGCAGGAAGUUGCAUGCCGUUCAAUUCCAGAUUGGGAACCCUGAGCAUAUGAAGGCUGUUCAUGACAUGGGCAUUGCCAUUAUAACUCUUCCAGACGGUCGUCUACAGUUGUUGCACACUCUGGCAAAUGCAAGAUCUGCUACUGAUGCUGAAGAAGGCUUGCAGUUCAUGCAGGAAAUGAUUGAGCUAUCCAAAUCGCAGGCUCAGACACCAGACUCUACACCUCUUAGUGUUUCAUACCAAGUAGGAGCUUCGGCGCAUGCCCCAGCACAGAGGGUGAUGCUGACUGCUGGUCCAGCUCAUUUUGGUCGCGAAUUAAAAGGUGCUGACCGUGUUUCAGCUAAAGUCGCACUUGUUGAACCUUUAAGAGUGUGCUCGCCCAUUGAAGAACCCAAGAAGUUGAAGGGGCGUAUUGCUGUGAUGGAGAGAGGAGACUGUAUGUUCAUCGAGAAGGCACGGCGUGUUGAAUCCGCGGGAGCUGUCGGUGCUAUUGUGCUGGACAACACAGGUGGCUCUUCUUCCAGCAUAUCGUCUAUGUUUGCCAUGUCUGGGGAUGGAACCAACGAUGUAAAAAUCCCUGUGGUCUUCCUCUUUCAACUAGACGCUUUGCGGUUGCUACAAGCAGUGUCCAUGGAUCCCGAGCUAGAGGUGAUCUUACAAGACUCAAGAAGCGCCAACCAUGAAUCAUUAUUGGCUGAUAAUACUGAUGUCAUGGAUGCUCGUCUUCUUGGCUCAAUACUGGACAAGCUUAAAGGCUCUGUGCAAGACUUUCUCAUGAAUCAACAGAACCACCUUGAUGUGAAAGAUGAUAUAAGCAGCAAGGAGGACCGCAUUCGCACCAACCGGGGUCGAAGUAGAAAAUUUGACUCGGAUGGCUCCAAUGAAGAAACUGCAAUUACCUCAAUUUCUCACGAGCCUAAAGACGAGUUGUGAUGUGGCACUCGAUGCCCUCAUUUCCUGUGAUUGCGCACCUCUUGGUCCGCACAACGAAGUUAUAAGCACUGCAUACAACAAAAAUCUUAUUCCAUUUGUAUGUUACUAAGUAAAGACAGGUCAAAGGUGUGCGUUUACCCUUUGUUAACUUUGCAGACAGAUUUUGUUUUGAUGAAGAAUAAAUCGUAUUUUGUAA
Neocloeon triangulifer is the source of this 2806-nucleotide messenger RNA. RefSeq names its product ER degradation-enhancing alpha-mannosidase-like protein 3 (gene Edem2). NCBI's taxonomy places the organism in Eukaryota, Metazoa, Arthropoda, Insecta, Ephemeroptera, Baetidae. The record is from RefSeq and is a predicted model, not a curated record. The transcript is spliced from 12 exons. Gene Ontology annotation, cellular component: endoplasmic reticulum; membrane. Gene Ontology annotation, molecular function: calcium ion binding; mannosyl-oligosaccharide 1,2-alpha-mannosidase activity. Bases 112 to 2610 code for a protein of 832 amino acids. Gene Ontology annotation, biological process: mannose trimming involved in glycoprotein ERAD pathway; endoplasmic reticulum mannose trimming; carbohydrate metabolic process.